CUGGGAGAGGAGGCACUCCCCCUCUCCUGCAUCGGGGGAACAUCGAAGAGCCAGCUCCACCCUCUGCAGAGAUGUUCUCCAUGAAGAUCCUCUGCCUGGUCCUGUGUGCGGUGGGCACAGUCUGGACUGUGGAUCCUGGCGAGAGUACAUUUAUAGAUGAAGGAGCAACCGGGCGUGGCCCAAGGGUCGUGGAUAAACCUCGAUCUUCCUGCAAAGAAACAGAGUGGCCCUUCUGCGCGGAUGACGACUGGAACCAAAAAUGCCCUUCCGGCUGCAGGAUGAAAGGGCUGAUUGAUGAAAUGAAUCAAGAUUUCACAGACAGAAUGAAUAAACUUAGAAAUUCACUAUUUGAUUAUCAGAAGAACAAUAAGGAUUCUAGCUCUGUGGUCACAAAUAUAAUGGAAUAUUUGAGAGGAAACUUGGCCGCAGCCAACAACUAUGACACCACGUAUAACCAAGUGUCCGAAGAACUCAGAAGCAGGAUCGAGGUCCUGCAGCGCAAAGUCAUAGAGAAAGUGCAGCACAUCAAGCUUCUGCAGAACAACGUCAGAGCUCAGCUGAUAGACAUGAAACGCCUAGAGGUGGACAUUGACAUCAAGAUCAGGUCGUGCCAAGGGUCUUGUAAUAGGGUUUUGUCUCAUGAGGUCAAUCUAAAGGACUACGAAGAUCAGCAGAAGCAACUUGAACAGGUCAUUGCCAAAGACUUACUCCCCCCGCCAGAUAGGCAAUAUUUACCGACGAUAAAAAUGACCCCAGUGGCAGACUUAGUUCCUGGGGAAUACAGGAGCCAGCUGCAGAAGGCCCAUCCAGAGUGGAAGGCGUUAACAGAAAUGAAGCAGAUGAAAAUGGUGGUAGAGAAGUCUGGGAGAGGUGAGACUGCCCGAGGAGACUCUGCAUCUUUCGGAACAGGAUCAGAGACAGGAAGCCACAGGAGCCCUGGACAUGGAAGCGAAGGACCCUGGACUGCUGGGAGCUCUGGAUCGAGUACUAGUCAUUGGACUUCUGGAAGCUUUGGGUCUGCAAAUGUUGGCACUAGAAACCCUGGCAGCUCUGGACCCGGAAGUAUCAGACCAGAUAGCUCAGGCCAUGGAAGCCCCAGGCCUACCCACCCAGACUGGGGUACAUUUGAAGAGAUUUCAGGAAAUGUGGGUCCAGGGACAAAGAAGGAGUUCCACACGGAAAAACUGGUCACUUCUAAAGGAGACAAAGAACUGCUGAUUAGUAACGAGAGGGCCGCGUCUGGUAGCAGCAGUAGCACGUCCACCGUGCGUCGUUCUUGCUCCAAAAUCGUCACCAAGACUGUGAUAGGUCCCGACGGCCACAAAGAAGUGGUCAAAGAAGUGGUGCACUCUGAAGACGGCUCUGAGUGCCCCGAGGCACCCGAUCUAGACUCGAUGCACUCUUUCAUGUCCAGGGGCAGCCUGGAUGAUUUCUCCUUUAGGCACCCUGGCGAAGCAUCGUUCUUUGACACUUCCUCCACGGGGAAAGCAUCAACAUUCCCAGGUUUACUUUCACCAUCUUUCAAAGAGUUUGGCAGUAAGAGCCAGGCUAUGGGCUCUGAAUCGGACUUCUUCACAGAAGCAGGGGGAGCCAGUUCUCACCACAUGAGCGUCCCUUCCAGUGGCAAGACCACAACGCAUAGAAAGAUAGUCACCAGCCACACAGCGUUCAACAGAGGAGGCUCCACCGUCGAGAGCAAAGGCUACAAAAUGGCAGAUGAGGCUGGAGGGGAAGCCGACCAGGAACUCAGACACACCUAUACCAGCAGGAGAACCCAUGCUAAAGUGCGCCCUUCCAGAGACUGUGAUGAUGUCCUCCAAACACAUCCUUCAGGUGCCCAAAGUGGUAUUUUCAAUAUCAAGCUACCGGGAUCCAGUAAGAUUUUUUCUGUUUAUUGCGAUCAAGAGACCAGUUUGGGAGGAUGGCUUUUGAUCCAGCAAAGAAUGGAUGGAUCACUGAAUUUUAACCGGACCUGGCAAGACUACAAGAGAGGUUUCGGCAGCCUGAAUGACAAGGGGGAAGGAGAAUUCUGGCUAGGCAACGAUCGGCUCCAUCUCCUAACGCUGAGGGGCUCCGUUCUUAGGGUGGAAUUAGAAGACUGGGCUGGGAGAGGCGCUUAUGCAGAAUAUCACUUUCGGGUGGGCUCCGAGGCAGAAGGCUAUGCCCUGCAGGUCUCCUCCUACGAGGGCACCGCCGGGGAUGCUCUGAUUGAAGGCUCCGUGGAGGAAGGAGCAGAGUACACGUCUCACAACAACAUGCAGUUCAGCACCUUUGACAGGGAUGCAGACCACUGGGAAGAGAACUGUGCAGAAGUCUAUGGAGGAGGCUGGUGGUACAACAACUGCCAAGCAGCCAAUCUCAAUGGCAUCUACUACCCUGGGGGCCCCUAUGACCCGAGGAACAACAGUCCUUACGAGAUUGAGAACGGAGUGGUGUGGGUCCCGUUCCGAGGGGCAGACUACUCCCUCAGGGCUGUUCGCAUGAAAAUCAGACCUCUGAGGACCCCAUAGACUGAACUGGCGGGAGCAGGAGCGCUCGGUUCUUUUGUUUGUUGAGCAAAGUGGAGGGAAAAUAAGGAAGAUGAGUCAAGAUUCUUCACAGCCAACUAAAAAACUCCCAGGUGCUAUUUUAUCAUUCUUUGUACUGUAGCUAAAUGUAACUGAGAUAUAUUAGUGCUUUCCAAAAUAAAGUUACAUGAGUUUUUUAAUCUUUAAA
This is a messenger RNA of Lepus europaeus (European hare), 2715 nucleotides long. It is a transcript of the gene FGA, whose product is annotated as fibrinogen alpha chain. The coding region runs from base 72 to 2510 and encodes 812 amino acids. Lineage: Eukaryota; Metazoa; Chordata; Mammalia; Lagomorpha; Leporidae. Gene Ontology annotation, cellular component: fibrinogen complex. Gene Ontology annotation, molecular function: extracellular matrix structural constituent; signaling receptor binding. The transcript is spliced from 6 exons. Gene Ontology annotation, biological process: negative regulation of extrinsic apoptotic signaling pathway via death domain receptors; platelet aggregation; blood coagulation. The record is from RefSeq and is a predicted model, not a curated record.